Pseudonaja textilis is the source of this 3207-nucleotide messenger RNA. NCBI's taxonomy places the organism in Eukaryota, Metazoa, Chordata, Lepidosauria, Squamata, Elapidae. The record is from RefSeq and is a predicted model, not a curated record.
AUGGGCUGGGGUUGUAGUGGCUCUCUAGGUUUAGUAAUCCUGGUGAUUCUGGGGUUAUGUCAUGGACAAGCAGACUUUUGGAAAGCUGGUACAGAAGCCAUCCAGUAUCUCUAUCGGUGCGGAGACCAUGGUUUGCAAUUGCUUGUGUACCCCAGUCCCAGCCAAGCGGUCCGCUUUAAAGUUGUGGAUGAAUUUGGGAAAGUCUUUGAAGUUUCCAAUUGUCCCUUCUGUCAUCACGUGAUCACAUCACAUAAUAGGACAGUUGCCUUCUCUGCUGGCUAUGAUGGCUGUGGUGUAAUAAAGAAGGAUGGCAUACAUCACUUGAAAGUCCAUUUAGAGGAACUAACAAGGAACGGAAGAGUAGUAGCUGUUCAUGAGAUCAACAUGAUCUGCCCCAAGCCACAGGAGCAUGUCACAACCCCAGAGAACAAUAUGCGCCGUGUCAACCAGCCGCAACCUGUUCUAGUGCAUACAGGAGGAUCCCAGCUAGGCCUGGUACACCAUGGGCAGUCCCGGCCCGGUCUUCUUCUGCCACACCAGCCCAGCAGAGUGCAUCCAGGACAAUCUCAGACUGGUCAACUUCUCCCACUCCAGCCUGGCCAACCCGGUCUUGUGCACCCAGGAGAAUCUCAGCCCGGUCUCUUGCGUCCCAUCCAGCCAGGACAGGUGCGCCCAGGAGAAUCUCAGCCCGGUCUCUUGCGUCCCAUCCAGCUAGGACAGGUUCGCCCAGGAGAAUCCCAGCCUGGUCUCUUGCGUCCCAUCCAGCCAGGACAGGUGCGCCCAGGAGAAUCUCAGCCCGGUCUCAUGCGCCCCAUCCAGCCAGGACAAGUGGGCCCAGGAGAAUCUCAACCAGGUCUGGUACACCCAAUCCAGCCAGGACAGGUUCGCCCAGGAGAAUCUCACCCCAGUCUCUUGCGUCCCAUCCAGACAGGACAGGUUCGCCCAGGAGAAUCUCAGCCCGGUCUUGUGCGCCCAGGAGAAUCUCAGCCUGGUCUCUUGCGUCCCAUCCAGCCAGGAAAGGUUCGCCCAGGAGAAUCUCACCCCAGUCUCUUACGUCCCAUCCAGCCAGGACAGGUUAGCCCAGGAGAAUCUCAUCCCGGUCUUGUGCGCCCAGGAGAAUCUCAGCCCGGUCUCUUGCGUCCCAUCCAGCCAGGACAAGUGCGCCCAGGAGAAUCUCAGCCCAGUCUUCGGCACCCAGGAGAAUCUCAGCCUGGUCUCUUGCGUCCUGGCCAGCCAGGACAGGUUCACCCAGGAGAAUCUCAGCCCGGUCUUCUGCACCCAGGAGAAUCUCAGCCCGGUCUCUUGCGUCCCAUCCAGCUAGGACAGGUUCGCCCAGGAGAAUCUCACCCUGGUCUUGUGCGCCCAGGAGAAUCUCAGCCUGGUCUCUUGCGUCCCAUCCAGCCAGGACAGGUUCGCCCAGGAGAAUCUCAGCCCGGUCUUGUGCGCCCAGGAGAAUCUCAGCCCAGUCUCUUGCGUCCCAUCCAGCCAGGACAAGUGCGCCCAGGAGAAUCUCAGCCCGGUCUCUUGCAUCCCAUCCAGCCAGGACAGGUUCACUCAGGAGAAUCUCAGCCUGGUCUUGUGCGCCCCAUCCAGCCAGGACAAGUUAAACCAGAAGAAUUUCAGCCCAGUCUCUUACGUCCCAUCCAGCCAGGACAGGUACACCCAGGAGAAUCUCAGCCUGGUCUUGUGCGCCCAGGAGAAUCUCAGCCAGGUCUCAUGCACCCAAUUCAGCCAGGACAGGUUCAGCCAGGAGAAUCUCAGCCUGGGCUUGCCCGUCCCCUCCAGCCAGGUCAUGUGCACCCACUCCAGCCUGGCCUAGUGCAUCCUGUUGUGUCACAACCUGGCUUAGUACAUCCAGGGCAGUUACAGCCAGGCCUGGUGUAUCCAGGCGAAUCCCAACCUGGCCAGCUUCUUCCACUUCAACCAGAUCAUGUUCAUCCAGGGGAGCCCUUUCCUGGGCCUGUGCAUCCAAUGGUUAUCCAGUCUAGUCUAGGUCGCCCUCUAACUCAGCAGCAAUGCCAAGUUUUUUCUGGGAGAAUACCUUGUGCAGAAGUACAAGGACCAACAGCUUGCCAUCAGACUGGUUGCUGUUAUGAUGCUAGGGAUCAGGUGACACCAUGCUACUAUGGCAACACAGUCACUGUUCAGUGCCUUCGAGAUGGCUACUUCAUUUUGGUAAUUUCCAGGGAUAUGUUGGAUUAUCCGAUUAUCCUGGAGAGUGUCAGACUCUCCUAUGCCCAAGCAGAUUGCAGUCCAAUCAGAAAAACAGAAUCUUUCCUGGUCUUCCGCUUUCCUCUCACACAGUGUGGCACAACUGUUCAGGUGACUGGUGGCAAAUUGAUAUACGAAAACCAGCUUGUUUCUGGCCUUGACAUCCUAAAAGGGCCAGAUGGCUCUAUUACACGAGACAGUACCUUAAUGCUUCAUGCUCGUUGUAUCUACAACACUACUGAUUUCCUGCCACUUCAGGUUGAAGUGUUUUCACCUCCUAGCCCAGCUCCAAUUUUCCAAGUAGGGCCCCUCCGGCUUGAGCUGCGCAUUGCCACAGAUUCGAGCUAUACCUCAUACUACUCACAGUAUCCUAUUGUGAAGAUCCUGAGAGACCCUGUGCAUGUAGAGAUUCGCAUCCUACAGAGAGAUGACCCAUCCCUAGUUCUGGUUCUUAAUGAGUGCUGGGCUACUCCAAGUUCAAAUCCCCUUGAGCAAUUACAGUGGCCAAUCCUGGUAGAUGGAUGCCCAUUUGAAGGAGACAACUACAGAACCCAGCUGGUACCCAUGGGACCUGCUACGUCAGAACUUCACUUUCCUAAUCACUACCAGCGUUUCAUCAUUUACACAUUCACAUUUGUGGAUUCUGCCCCUCAAAUGGUGCUAGAUGGUUUGGUGUACCUCUUCUGCAGUGUAUCUGUUUGCCAUCCCGCCGAUCAUGAUUCCUGCAGGGUUGAAUGUCAAAUGCCAGUGGCUUCAAGAGGCCGUCGGUUUUUGAAGGAGGAAAAUGAGACAGAAUCCUUGGACUUAGUAAGCACUUAUGGAGCUGUAAUUUUUCAAGAGAGUAUUCAUGAGAAACAAGUCGAGUGGAAGAAUGAUGUGAUCUCCAGUGAAGACCUGACACUGGUACUUUUGGUGGUACUACCUAUCAUUGGGAUUAUCCUAUUUAUUGCUGUGCUAGUGCUCUGGAAGAAAAGAAGCAGGAUGACAAAGCUCUAA